GCGUUUUGAAAAUCUGAAUGUGAAUGAGAAAUUUGAAUGACAGUCUUAGGCCGCCCCCGCCCACGCCCAAAUGCCUGCCCCAUCAACUACACUCUCUACGGCCGCCUCAUCCAGCGCUGCACCGACCACCGCCUCACGCGCCAGGCUGAGCAGCUCCACGCCCGCCUCAUCCUCUCCUCCACCACAGCCGACAACUUCCUCGCCUCCAAGCUCAUCGCUUUCUACUCCAAGACCCGCCAGCUUUCCCGCGCCCGCCAUGUGUUCGACCAAAUUCCGCACAAGAACACCUUCGCCUACAACGCCCUCCUUAUCGCCUGCACCGUGCAUAACCACCACGCUCACGUGCUCGACCUCUUCACCUCCUUGUUGUCUCGACGACCCGAUCGUCUGGAUUUGGAGGAUGUCAAUCCGGAUAGCUUUACAUUGAGUUGCGUGCUCAAGUCCAUGUCAGAGAUGGCGUCCAACGGGCCUCUCCCCGCUCGGAUCGUUCAUUGCUACGUGGUUAAAUGUGGGUUUGAUUCGGAUGUUUUCGUGGGAAAUGGGUUGGUCACUUACUACUCAAGGUGUGAUGAUGUGGCUUCCGCGAGGGACUUGUUUGAUGAAAUGCCUGAGAGGGACUUGGUGUCUUGGAAUUCCAUGAUCUCCGGGUAUUCGCAAGGUGGGUUCUUUGAGGAAUGCAAGGCUUUGUAUAGAAGAAUGUUGGAUUUGGAUGAUAUAAGGCCUGAUGGGGUUACAGCUGUGAGCGUUUUGCAGGCGUGUGCGCAGUCGAGUGAUCUUGUAACAGGGAUGGCAGUGCAUCAAUACGUGAUUGAAAAUGAGAUUGAAAUGGAGCUUUCACUUUGUAACUCGAUUGUUGGGGUUUAUGCUAAAUGCGGUAGCUUGGACUAUGCUAGGGAGCUUUUUGAGGAGAUGAGUGAGAAGGAUGAGAUAACUUAUGGAACGAUUAUAUCUGGCUACAUGGUUCACGGGUUUACUGAGGAAGCUAUGAGUGUAUUUAGGGAAAAGAGGAAACCGGGAUUGAGUUCUUGGAAUGCUGUGAUUUCAGGCAGUGUUCAGAACAAUCAGUAUGAUAGAGUUUUAGUCCUAGUUCGUGAAAUGCAAGAUUUUGGUUUCAAGCCUAAUGCUAUGACUCUUUCGAGUAUACUUCCAGCUAUUCCAUUUGUCUCACACUUGAAAGGAGGAAAAGAAGUCCAUGCUUAUGCUGUUAAAAACAAUUACCAUAGGAAUAUCUAUGUGGUUACUGCCAUGAUUGAUGUAUAUGCCAAACUUGGAUUUCUAAGGGGAGCGCAGAGAAUAUUUGAUCUUGCAAAGGAUAGGAGUGUGAUAGUUUGGACUGCAAUAAUCUCAGCAUAUGCAGCUCAUGGAGAUGCUAACCGGGCACUUAGUCUAUUCGAGGAGAUGCUAGAUAGCAAAGUAAAGCCAGAUGCUGUCACAUUUACUUCUGUUUUGGCUGCUUGUGCUCAUGCUGGCCUAGUUGAUAAAGCUCGGGAAUUAUUUGAUUCUUUGCUGCCAAAGUAUGGAAUUCAGCCACUCGCGAAUCAUUAUGCUUGUGUGGUUGCAUGCCUGAGCCGAGUAGGUAAGCUUUCUGAAGCAGUAGAGUUCGUAAAUAAAAUGCCUAGUGAACCUACGGCUCAAGUUUGGGGCGCACUGCUUAGCGGGGCUUCAGAGGCUGGUGAUGUUGAGCUUGCCAAGUUUGUCUGUGAUCAUUUAUUUGUAUUGGAGCCUGAAAACCCAACCAAUUACAUUGUUAUGGCAAAUUUGUAUUCGAAAGCUGGCAGGUGGGAGGAAGCCGAGAGUGUAAGGGAGAGAUUGGUAAAGAGGGGAUUUAAGAAAGUUGCUGGCAGUAGCCGGAUAGAAACCUCUGGAAGAUCGGAAAGCUACGUGGGAGGAAGUGUUAUGAAUGAAAAAACUGACAAAUAUUUUUAAAUAUUACUAGUUUGCUAAAGUUGAUGGUCAAAGAAGGUGUAUGAUGAUUGAUGAAUUUGACGAGGGAAGUUAUUAAGAGUUAGACAUUUUCAGUUCAUUGAUGGAUGGAACUCCUGGAUGCCGGAAGAAAUUUGAAAUGUAAUGGUGUCUGCUAGUGAGAAUUGUACAGGAGCUACUAUAACAAUAAUAAGCCUAGUUCUGAACUCAAAGGCCGAGUGUGAGAACUAGGCUCACGCAUUCGGAGGUGCUAUGAAAGAGAACUGACAGAAUUUUAUGAAAGUUAGUUUCCAAAGUUGGUGGCCAAAGAAGGUAUAUGAUGAUUGUUUAAGGGAAGUUAUUAUGAAAAGAGAUUUCUUGUUCACUGAAGGUCGCAACUCUGGGGUUGCUAGAAGAAAUUCAAAAUGUAAUGGUGUCUGCUAGCAAGAUUUCUACAGGAGGUGCACUGCAGCAACGACAAAUAAGUUCAGUCCUACUGAAAGGCCCAGUCUGAGAGUUUGGCUCGUGCACGUGAGGUAUCUUGCUCAUUUCCUUCAAUUGGUUAAUUUUUAAUGCAAAUAAUCUCAAAGAAUUCAAUAAUCCCAAAAAGUUUUAGCCUCAGUAAUUUGGUGAAUCAAAAUCAUUGAGUUUCUUCUUGCUUCCUAAUCUUGAUUGUUGAAAUUGAGGCAUGUGAUUUGAGUUCUUGAAUUGUCGAAGUAUAAACAACAAAAGUUUUCAUGUCUUCAUUUUUCUUUUUCCCUUAAAGGGAUAUUGGAGUUCUUCACAAGUCAUAUGUAUUUGCUUGAGUUUUAACCAGGUUGGAUCAA
Messenger RNA from Salvia miltiorrhiza (redroot sage), 2729 nucleotides. Its product is annotated as pentatricopeptide repeat-containing protein At2g37310. Bases 37 to 1926 code for a protein of 629 amino acids. Gene Ontology annotation, biological process: RNA modification. Gene Ontology annotation, molecular function: RNA binding; protein binding. The record is from RefSeq and is a predicted model, not a curated record. The transcript has a single exon. NCBI's taxonomy places the organism in Eukaryota, Viridiplantae, Streptophyta, Magnoliopsida, Lamiales, Lamiaceae.